Naegleria lovaniensis is the source of this 1089-nucleotide messenger RNA. RefSeq lists its product as uncharacterized. The record is from RefSeq and is a predicted model, not a curated record. NCBI's taxonomy places the organism in Eukaryota, Heterolobosea, Eutetramitea, Acrasida, Naegleriidae. Bases 1 to 1089 code for a protein of 362 amino acids. The transcript has a single exon.
AUGGCCUCAAAACUUUCAUUAACAACAUUUGGGGAGAAUGUAUUUGGAGAAUUUGUGACUAAUACACAAAGUAUUAACAAAUAUCUUGCCUCAUCGUCGGUGGGGGAAGUGGCAGUUUCGUCUGGUGAUCAUCAUUCUGUUAUCCGAUGCAGGGACCUAAUUUUUGCUGUCGGAAGCAAUUUCUUUGGACAGCUUGCGCUUGGUAAAUCAGUAAAACAAGCAGAUCUCAAUGUGAUUGAAUAUUUCAACCAACAUCAGAUUAAGGUUAAAAAUAUCAUAUGUAAAUACAACCAAACAUUUUUUUUAACUGACGUUGGGGAGGUGUUUGUUGUUGGAUUUAAUGAAGAAUGUAAUUUAGGGUUCAAAUCCAAGGAAAGCAAUAUCUAUGACCCAACCAAAGUUUGCGGGUGCUUAGAGGGAAAAGUGAUAACGAAAAUUGCAGUUGGAAGAUACCAUUGUCUAAUGCUGGAUGCUAAUCACAGGGUCUUUGUUUCAGGACAACAGGAUAAAGGGCAGCUAUUUUUGACUACCUCUCAUAGAAGGACGAGCAACAUCAUUGAAAACGAUGUAAUGACAAAACAUGCAAUUGACGAUAUAGAGUGUGGCCAAUUCUUUUCUGUAGCUUUUUCUGCAUCGCAGCUAAAAUUAUUUGUUGGGGGAGUGGUUGCUGGUUCAAAAAAGCCAUUGUUUGAGGAGUAUGAUUUGAACGAAUUGAUAGGAUUCAAUGAUAACUUUCCUUUCCCUUAUAUUUCUGUUUCGAUUUCCUGUUGCAACAAUUGCUUUAUAAUACGAGCCUUCUGUGAACACAAACUAUUUAUGGAAGAGGAUGUCUUCUUGAAGUGGGAUGGUACUGGGAUGUAUGAACUGUCAGACGUUGUUGCCAAAACAAUAAGAGAGCAGAUAUUAAGAAUAACAACGGGACCAAAAGCAAUCGCAUUUGUUACCAAUUCUGGAAGAAUUUAUUUGCAAGAAGGAGAGUUUCCAGAAAAUAAGAUUAAUCCAACUCUAGUGUUUAUAACUGUCUCCCAUAGCUCUGUCUUAGAGGCUUUGACAGAAAAAGGAGUGAUAAUGAUAACGAAAACAAGCUAG